Sparassis crispa is the source of this 1998-nucleotide messenger RNA. RefSeq lists its product as hypothetical. The transcript is spliced from 10 exons. Lineage: Eukaryota; Fungi; Basidiomycota; Agaricomycetes; Polyporales; Sparassidaceae. The record is from RefSeq and is a predicted model, not a curated record. The coding region runs from base 1 to 1998 and encodes 665 amino acids.
AUGGGGAAGAAGGCUCUCCCUGAUGCUGCAUCCUCCCACUCCUCUCUGAAGUUGCAUGUCUCACGCAAGGCCGCCAAGGUCAUGCAGACUUUGAAGGCUGGCAUGAAGGCCUUAACUCGUCCUUUAAAGUGCCUUCGCAAGGCAGCUUCAUCAUCUAAGCUGUCUUGCACAUCCUCCAGGGUCUCAACGUACACCUCUAAACCUGACACCAUCUCCAUUCACUCCGAUUCCGGUAGUGCAGAGGCGCUGGCUCUCACUGAUGCGAUCUCCAUUCACUCAUCAACGAGCAGCUCUAACGAGGGUGGACUGGAGGAGAAUGAUGCACAGGAGCUCACACACUUGCAAGCAACUUGGAGGUCCCCGGUCUAUACGUUCUUCAAAUCGAAUGUCUCGGUUGAAUAUUAUAAUGGAUGCAAGUGUCAUUUCUUUCCCUGUGCUGCUCGCAAGUGCAAGAAUCCCCUCGGUGGUGUCCGACGGUACCAGGAUUCCAAGGACAAGGCUUUCACAUUGAACCUUAAGACUCACGCUAUUAACUGCUUCGGAGCAGCUGCAGUCGAAGCAGCAAUCAAGGGAGACAAGGCCCCACGUGAUGGUUCAAUCUUCGCAGUGUUUGCUCACACGUGGAAGCUCGUUAAGUGGGUCACCGAAAGCAAUCACCCUGUCAGGAUUGUGUCAGACCGUGAGUUCCAAGAACUCAUGAUGGCUGGCCAUCCCACCCUCGUAUUGCCAUCAUCCAUGACCUUGGCUCGGGACAUCAAGAGUUUAUUUGAGCACUGUCGUGAGCGCAUCGGACAGUUAUUACGGGAGCACCCGGGGCACCUCAACUUUGCCACGGAUGCAUGGACUUCGCCGAACCAUUGCGCCUUCGUAGCUUGGACUGUCCAUCUCGAGUUCCAAGGGUAUCCGCUUUCUUUUCUUUUGGACGUGAUUGAAGUCUUGGAGUCUCACACAGGUCAAACACUCGCACGUGAGUUUCAGGCCAUGCUGGUCAGGUACGGGAUUGAGCAAAAGAUCCUGACAUUCAACGGUAACAAUGCGACAUCCAAUGACAAGCAAACAACGGAGCUUGCCAAACUCCCAAACUCCUUCGAGGAGGUCCACCGUGUUCGAUGCUUCAACCACACACUGCAACUUUCAGCCAAAUCACUUCUCAAACCGUUCAAUGCUGCCCUUGCGAAGUUGUCUGACUUGCAGGAUGAUACACCCGAUGAUCUACCUGAUCUCUUAGGGCCAGAUGACGAUGGCGACGAUGAUGAUGAUGAUGAUGUUGAGAAUGCUGGUAUGGAAUUCACUGAUGAGGAAGAGAUCUACAAGGAGGUUGAUGGGCUGGCGGAGCUGGACGACGAUGCACGUGAGGCCCUUCUCAAUGAAACUGCAGACGUUCAGGCCACGUUGACCAAGAUCCAUCAACUCGCUUUUGCCAUCAUCCACUCCAGCACAAUUGCACUACCAGCCUGGUGUGAGAUGUGUCAGCACUAUAAACUCCGUGUUCGCAUCAUUCCCCGUGAUGUCGUCACUCGGUGGAGCUCGACCUACGAUAUGUUAAGUUUUGCAAUUCGCUAUCGCCAGCCCAUCAAUGCUAUCACUGCAGACAAGGUCUUAAAACUCCGCAAGUAUGAACUGGACAUGGACGACUGGCAGAUUGCCCAAGCUCUGAUGCAGGUGCUCAAGAAGUACAAAAAGGCCACACUCUUCUUUUCUCAGGACUCCAUCAGCACCAUCGCAAACGUCAUUCCUACCACAUCAUUUGCGGGUGAGCAAUCGGUGCCGCCUGCAAUCCAGUCAGUGAUGGGCCUCGCGCGCACCACUAUGAACAGGUAUUAUUCAAAGACCGAUCUCUCAUCGAUAUAUCGCAUUGCUAUGGUCCUUCAUCCCAGUUUGAAGCUCGAGUAUUUCAAACAGCGCAGUUGGGAUCAGACUUGGAUCGACACUGCUGAGAACAUCACGCGCGAGGAAUAUAUCGCUGUGUACGAGGAGGCCGCUACACUACAACAAUAA